This is a messenger RNA of Serinus canaria (Common canary), 5112 nucleotides long. It is a transcript of the gene SUGP2, whose product is annotated as SURP and G-patch domain containing 2. The record is from RefSeq and is a predicted model, not a curated record. Bases 210 to 4055 code for a protein of 1281 amino acids. The transcript has 7 exons. Gene Ontology annotation, molecular function: RNA binding. Gene Ontology annotation, cellular component: nucleoplasm. Lineage: Eukaryota; Metazoa; Chordata; Aves; Passeriformes; Fringillidae. Gene Ontology annotation, biological process: RNA processing.
CGUGAGGCCCCGGUGUGGCGGGAGGCAGCGGCGGCGCCGGGGCCGCCUCGGUGAGGGCGGGCCGGACUCCGGCUCCGGUUCCUCCUCCCGGCGCUGCGCGGGGGGCGGCGGCGGGGAAGCGUGAGGCUCCCCUCAGGCUGUGCCUCCCCUCAGGCCGCGGCGGGAGCCCGGGCCCGCGGCAGGCCGUGCCCCGGUGCCGUGAGGGGAAGAUGGCUUCUCGGAGGAUCACCCGUGACACGUUCGAGGCCGUGGUGCAGGACAAGGUGAAGCGGUACCGGAGCGGUGCCGCGGGGGAGCCGGUCCAUCGUUUCCCAGCUCCCUCCCGGCUGCCCCGGCCCCGCUACAACGAGAGCUUCCAGCCCGACGGGCGCUUCCCUCACGCCAACUGCCAGCACGAGGACUGGAGCCAGGAGCCUGGGGAGGAUUAUCCUGGGGAAAACUAUCCUGGGGAGGAAUAUCCUGGGGAGAAUUACCCCGGGGAGGAUUAUCCUGGGGAGAAUUACCCCGGGGAGAACUACCCUGGGGAGAAUUACCCCGGCCCUUCCUACCGCGCUGGCAGCCCCCUGCUCCGCAAGGAGAAUUAUUUCCACGGACGUUUCUCCCGCCCUGCACCUCGAGAGCGGGAAUUUGGCCAGGAUUACAGGAAAUUUGGUCGUGCAGCUGCCCCAAGCAGGGAAUUUGGGCAGCACCCUGCUCCCCACGGCCGGGAGUACGGGCAGCAGCAGCGGGAGUACGGCCAGCGGGACCGGGAGUACGGGCAGCAGCAGGAUUAUGGUCCCUCGGAUUGUUGGGAAGCUGGCGGGCAGCACGGAGCGGGGUUUGGCUCCUCGGAGCUUUUAGGGGAUUUUAGGUCUCCUGGAAUGCUGGAGGAGGAGGAGUAUGGCAGCGUGGAGGAUCAGGAGUACGAGGCGGAGGACGGCGAGUUCCGGGCGGCGCCGCGCAGGGGUGGAGUGGGCAGGGGGAGAGCGCUCAGGGGGAAACGCCUCACCAGGGGGGUGCUGAAAGCCAAGGUGUUCAAAGGAGACCUCAAAAGCCCCCUCAAGAAGUGGAAUGUGAAGAAAGCACAGCCAGGCCUGGAUCCCAAAGCUCUGGAGCAGCCUCUGGAAGUCGCUGAGCACCCCGAGCAGAGGCCGGUGCCUCUCCAGCAGCGCCCCAGCCCCAAGCUGCCCCCGCACCCCGUGGCAGCCCAGAGAGCCAUCCUGAGGCUGCCAAAACCCACCCACGUCUUCAGGAACCUCAACUUCGACCUGGUGGAUAAAUCUGACAUUUUCUCCACCUUUGGCAUGGAGAUCAUCAAGUGGGCCGGGUUCCACGCCGUCAGAAACGACGCCGAGUUCUCGCGGCUCUUCGGGGCCCUCUUCGAGCUGGAGACCGAGACCUGUGCCAAGAUGUUGGCCUCCUUCAAGUGCUCCCUGAGGCCAGAGCACAGAGAUUAUUGCUUCUUCACCAUCAAGAGCCUGCAGCACGCCGCCCUGAAAACCCCCAAGGUGGACAACGAGUUCUUGAACAUGCUGCUGGACAAGGGGGCGGUGAAAACCAAGAAUUGCUUCUUUGAGAUCAUCAAACCUUUUGAUAAAUACAUCAUGAGGCUGCAGGACCGCCUGCUCAAGGGGGUGACCCCUCUGCUGAUGGCCUGCAACGCCUACGAGCUGAGCCUCAAAACCAACGGCUUCGGCAACCCCCGGGAGAUGGCCAACGCCUUCGAGACCACCGUGUCCCUGUGCAGGAAAUCCCUGGCUCUGCUGGGCCAGACCUUUGCCCUGGCCUCUGUUUUCAGGCAGGAGAAAAUCCUGGAGGCCGUGGGGCUGCAGGAGAUGGCCCCAGCACCCACGGCCUUCCCCAAUUUCGACGACUCCACGCUCUUUGGGAGGGAGUACAUCGAGAACCUGAAGGCUUGGCUGGAGAAGAGUGGAUACCCCAUCCAGAUGAAGAAGGCAGAGGCAGGAUCCGGGGAGCAGCUCCAGACAGCUUCCCCCGAGGCCAGAGCCCCCCAACGAGCUGACAGGAAGGUUCUGGAAACAAUUGAGCAGCUGGUGAGCAGCAUCGUGGCAGGAACUUUGUCUGCCAAGGACAGGAAUGCCCAGAAAAACUCUCCUGAAUAUUGGUUCCUGUGUGAUGAGGACAGUCUGGAGUACAAGUACUACAGGCUGAGGCUGUCUGAGGUGCAGAGGAGCAGCCUGGCAGGGGAGGCAGCAGCCCCAGAGUCCCUGAGGGCCAUGCUCUAUGCCAGGAGGGUGGCCAGCAUCAAAAGGAGACUUUUCAAGAGGAAAAAAAAACCUGGGCUGGUCUCUGCCCGUGCCAGGAGGGUGAGGAGGGCAAGCACUGGCACCCAGACCCUGCUGGCAGCUGGCACAGGAGUGAAACAGCCAGACAAAAAUCUGGCAGCUGGCACAGGAGUGAAACAGCCACACCAGAAUCUCCCAGCUGGCACAGGAGUGAAACACUCAGACAAAAAUCUGUCAGCUGGCACAGGGCUGGAGCAGCCAGACCAGAAUCUGGCAGCUGGCACAGGAAUGAAACAGCCAGACCAAAACCUUGCAGCUGGCACAGGGGUGGAACACUCAGAGAAAAUUCUCCCAGCUGGCGCAGGAGUGAAACAGCCAGAUCAGAAUCUCCCAGCUGGCACAGGAGUGAAACAGCCAGAUCAGAAUCUCCCAGCUGGCACAGGAGUGAAAUACUCAGACAAAAAUCUGUCAGCUGGCACAGGAGUGAAACAGCCAGAUCAAAAUCUGUCAGCUGGCACAGGAGUGAAACAGCCUGACCAAAAUGUGGCAGCUGGCACAGGAGUGAAACAGCCUGACCAAAAUCUGUCAGCUGGCACAAGAAUGAAACACCCUGACCAAAACCUCCCAGCUGGCACAGGAGUGAAACAGCCUGACCAAAACCUCCCAGCUGGCACAGGGCUGGAACAGCCAGACCAAAAUGUGGCAGCUGGCACAGGAAUGAAACAGCCAGACCAAAAUGUGGCAGCUGGCACAGGGCUAAAACACUCAGACAAAAAUGUGUCAGCUGGCACAAGAAUGAAACAGCCAGACCAAAAUCUGUCAGCUGGCACAAGAAUGAAACAGCCAGACCAAAAUGUGGCAGCUGGCACAGGAAUGAAACAGCCAGACCAAAAUGUGGCAGCUGGCACAGGAGUGAAACAGCCAGACCAAAAUGUGGCAGCUGGCACAGGGCUGGAGCAGCCAGACCAAAAGGUUCCUGGUGCAGAGCCUGGCCUGGCCCAGCCUGGCCUGGGUGCCAGCUGUGCCCCCCAAGGUGCCAGCUGUGCCCCCCAAGGUGCCAGCUGUGCCCCCCCAGGUGCCAGCUGUGCCCCCCCAGGUGCCAGCAGCAGCUCCCAGGUGCCCGUGGCAGCAGAAAGAAGAGCAGAGCCUGAGCUCCUGCCAGCGCUGGGGUCGCAGUUUGCUGAUGUGGAUGCCAAAACCAUGGAGACUGCAGAGAAGCUGGCCAGGUUUGUGGCUCAGGUAGGGCCAGAGAUUGAGCAGUUCAGCAUUGACAACAGUGCAGAUAACCCCGAGCUCUGGUUCCUGCAGGACCAAACCAGCCCCGCCUUCAAAUUCUACCGCAUGAAAGUCCUGGAGCUCUGUCCCUCCAUCACCUUCAGCCCCGAGGCUGCAGAAGCUGCCAGAGCUGCAGGGACAGCCCUGGACACCGAGGAGGACGAGGAGGAAGAAGAGGAGGAAGAAGAAGAAGAAGAAGAAGAGGAAGAAGAAGCUGAGUUUGAACCCUCCCAAGCUGAUGAGGAGGAUGAGGAUGAUGAGGAGGACGUGGCAGCAGGUAGAAGGGUGACAAAGCUAGAGGAAGAUGUGGUGUCCAUGGCAGGAGAGGAGGUGUCAGGAGGUGAAGUGCAGCUCUCCAGCCCCUCUGACGGCGCUGUCCCAAAUCUGUCGACACAGGCACCCCCCGGCCCAGGCCCCGGCGCGCGCUUCCCCCGCAAACGGGUCAGCUCCAAGUCCCUGAGGGUGGGCCUGAUCCCGGCCCCCAAAAGGAUCUGCCUCAUCCAGGAGCCCAAAGGUCAGUGGGCACCCAAAUGGUUCAAUUUUAUAGUAAAAUAGAGGGGGAUUUGGGAAAAAAUCCCCAUUUUUUAGGUGGGGUUGCUUUCAAAAGGGUCAGCUCCAAGUGCCUGAGGGUGGGCCUGAUCCUGGCCUCCUAAAGGAUCUGCCUCACCCAGGAGCCCAAAGGUGGGUUGGCAGUGAAAUGGUUGAAUUCUGUAUGAAAUUUGGGUAAAAAUCCCCAUUUUUGGGUGCAUUGUCACUUAAAACAUUAGAUUUCUUCAAUGCAAAGUUCAGCUCCAAGUGCCUGAGGGUGGGCCUGAUCCCGGCCUCCUAAAGGAUCUGCCUCAUCCAGGAGCCCAAAGGUCAGUGGGCACCCAAAUGGUUCAAUUUUAUAGUAAAAUAGAGGGGGAUUUGGGGAAAAAAUCCUGAUUUUUUAGGUGGUGUAGCUUUAAAAUGGCAAACGGGUUUAUUUAAUGCAAACGGGUCAGCUCCAAGUCCCUGAGGGUGGGCCUGAUCCCGGCCCACAAAAGGAUCUGCCUCAUCCAGGAGCCCAAAUGUAGGUUGGCGGUGAAAUAGUUAACUUUUUUACAGAAAUAAAAGAGGAUUUGAGUAAAAAUCCCCAUUAUUUUAGGUGUAUUGUCACUUAAAAAAUGGUAUUUGUUUAAUGCAAACGGGUCAGCUCCAAGUCCCUGAGGGUGGGCCUGAUCCCGGCCUCCUAAAGGAUCUGCCUCACCCAGGAGCCCAAAGGUGGGUUGGCAGUGAAAUAGUUCACUUUUAUACAGAAAUAAAAGAUGAUUUGAGUAAAAAUCACCAUUUUUUUAGGUGUAUUGUCACUUAAAAAAUGGUAUUUGUUUAAUGCAAAAGGGUCAGCUCCAAGUCCCUGAGGGUGGGCCUGAUCCCGGCCUCCUAAAGGAUCUGCCUCACCCAGGAGCCCAAAGGUGGGUUGGCAGUGAAAUAGUUCACUUUUAUACAGAAAUAAAAGAUGAUUUGAGUAAAAAUCCCCAUUUUUGGGUGCAUUGUCAUUUAAAACAUCGGAUUUCUUCAAUCCAAAGUUCAGCUCCAAGUGCCUGAGGGUGGGCCUGGUCCUGGCCCUCUAAAGGAUCUGCCUCAUCCAGGA